AUGAUCGAACUCAAGUAUCUGGCAACAAGGAGUGGGAAGUCCCUCAUAUUGACGAUAGACAACAGGAGAUAUCUGUUUAAUCUUUUUGAGGGUUUCCAAAGAUACUGCAUCGAAUCCAGUAUCAGCAUUAGCAAGAUCUCGGCAAUCUUUGUCUCGUCCGAGGAGUCAGUCCCUCCCCUUGUAGGAACGUAUCUAACCCUGCGGGACGUAAAGAAGGAAAGUCUGGACAUCAUAUGCAGCCCAGGGCUCCAAGAGAUCAUGGCUUCUGCAAGUAGGUUUGCGGAUCCAAUGGGCCUGAGAAUUAACUACAUGGAAAGCUAUGCAGACGGGCUUGUCAGAGUGGAGACAAUUGAAAAUGUGCUUCCAGAAGCCGUAGGAAAAAAAGAGUCCUGCUUCAUCCUAAGUAUCAGGCCAAUUAGAGGAAGGCUCCUGGUCGACAAGAUUCCAAAGGACAUUCCAAAGCAUCUAUACUCCAGGCUCACAAGAAGAGAAAGCGUAGAGUGCAACGGAAAAACAUAUGGUGGAGGCGAGUAUAUGGAAGACGAUAUAGACAUCGGAACCAUUGCCAUCGUCUACUCCUCUGGAAACUACCAAGGUCUCCUGGAGAGAAUAAGGAGAAGAGCUCCCAGAUAUUUCUUCUGCUUUCAAAGAGAUGCAGCACAGUUCCUCUCCUCAUCUCUCGACGGACAUUUUUUUCUUUUGGAGGACAACCACUUUGUAGAGUAUGAGUCUCUCUAUGGCAUUCAGAUAGGCCUGAACUCAGUACACAAAGACUUCCUGCUCCCGCUUCCUGCUGAGCAGCACAUGCACUCACCACUAGAAUCCGCACAGAGUGUCCAGAGCUGCGACUCCCUUGUAUACAGAAAGAGUUCAAGAUGUUUUUCCCACAUUCCUGCAGGCCACAGAGAGCACAUCCCAUGUAGCAGAGGGCACAAGAACAAGGCCAUAUUGUUCCUUGGGACCGGAUGCGCCAUUCCGUCCAAGUACAGAAACGUAUCUAGCAUACUAUAUGAGUCGGACAGUGCUGCCAUUAUGCUUGACUGUGGAGAGGAUGCCCUGUUUCAGAUACACAGGGCCUAUGGAGAACUCGAUGUUCUGAAGAAGCUCAGGGCAAUCUUCAUAUCCCACUCCCAUGCAGACCAUGUCCUGGGCAUUGCUUCUGUACUAAAGAGGCUAGACCACAGGAUAAAGAUCUUUGCCCCGGUGGCUAUAAGACCAUUCGUUGAGCACUUCGGUGCCAAGAGCCAUGAGUACAUAGAAACAAAUCAUGCAAAGGGAUUGGAGAGGGUUUUCAGGGACAAAAUAGGCACCCCGACCCAGGACUUCCCUUCGCACACCAUCAAUGUUGAAGAUUAUUUGCUGAGGUCUGAUGCAGGCUUUGAGAUUGCCAUCUGCGGGGUGGACCACUGCUCUGACUCGUGCGGAAUAAGGGUUCGGGAUGGAACCACGGUCCUGGCAUACUCCGGGGACUCAAGGCCCUCAACCUUGUUCGGAAUGAUGUCCUCCAACUCCGACGUCAUGAUACAUGAGGCCACGUUUGCCUCAGACCAGCAGGAAAGAGCUGCACACACAGGCCACUCAACAAUAGAUGAGGCUGCUAAGAUCUUCGAAAUGUCCCAGUCGAGGACCCUGCUUCUUACACACUUCAGCCAAAGAUAUUCAAAAGGCAUCUCAUCGGAUGGCCAAUGGAUUCCCUGCGUGGACCUAUUUAGAUACGUCGUUGGAUCGGCGCCGUACCCCACAGACGAGAUUAACAGCUACUACAGUAGGCUCGAGUCUGCUGAGAAUAAAUGA
This is a messenger RNA of Encephalitozoon cuniculi GB-M1, 1794 nucleotides long. RefSeq lists its product as uncharacterized. Gene Ontology annotation, cellular component: mitochondrion. The record is from RefSeq and is marked provisional. Gene Ontology annotation, biological process: mitochondrial tRNA 3'-end processing. The transcript has a single exon. Gene Ontology annotation, molecular function: 3'-tRNA processing endoribonuclease activity. Bases 1 to 1794 code for a protein of 597 amino acids. NCBI's taxonomy places the organism in Eukaryota, Fungi, Microsporidia, Unikaryonidae.